AUGCGGGAUGCCCUCAUGGCGCACCCCAAGGGUACACCAUGGGUUGUUGCAACCGGCACAUUGACCAAUGUUGCCCUAUUGUUCGCGACUUUCCCCGAGGUUGCGGAGCACAUUGCCGGUCUGACCAUCAUGGGUGGAGGUGUUGGUGAAGGAUUCACCGACGCUCCCAUGAGCAGACUCGAGGGACAAGAAAACAGAAUUGGCAACGUAACGCCCCUUGCUGAGUUCAACAUCUACUGUGACCCCGAAGCCUCCCAAGCCAUUUUCAGCGACCCAGUCGUUGCAUCCAAGACCACCCUGAUUACUCUCGACCUCACCCACCAAGUCCUUGCCGACCAGAGCGUCCGGAACCUCGUCCGCCACGGCGUGGACGAUGCCUCCGUCGAGCCCACUACCCUGCGUCAGAUGCUAUACGAGCUCCUGAUCUUCUUCGCCAAUACUUACGAAACCGUCUUCGGUCUUUCCACUGGUCCUCCCCUGCAUGACCCCCUUGCUGUGGCGGUCAUCCUGUCAAACUUGAACCCUGCCUACGCGAAGAGCCACCCCGACCAGGUUCUGAAGUUCGACGACCGCGGCGGAGAGCGCUUCUCCGUCAAUGUCAUCACAGACGGACUCCAUGGAACUGACAUUGCGCUGGUGGGCUCGCUGGGUCGGUCUGUGGUUGAGGCGAACCCUAACGCGGUUUGCAUUCCCCGUGGUGUGGAUCUGGAUGCGUUCUGGCAUAUGAUCAAUGACUGCAUCAAGCGGGCGGAUAAGUGCAAUGCGGCAAGGAAGGCCUAA
This is a messenger RNA of Aspergillus luchuensis, 780 nucleotides long. RefSeq names its product uridine-cytidine N-ribohydrolase (gene URH1). Gene Ontology annotation, cellular component: cytosol. Gene Ontology annotation, biological process: purine nucleoside catabolic process. The transcript is spliced from 2 exons. Gene Ontology annotation, molecular function: purine nucleosidase activity. Bases 1 to 780 code for a protein of 259 amino acids. The record is from RefSeq and is a predicted model, not a curated record. Lineage: Eukaryota; Fungi; Ascomycota; Eurotiomycetes; Eurotiales; Aspergillaceae.